ACGAAAUUUACACAGUACAUCUGGCGGAACGAGCAUCACCAACGUCUCUUCUAGUGUUUGCCUCACAUUCGCAGAAGCUUUUCCCUGUACCACCCAGCGAAGCCGUGAAUACUUCAAAAUGGCUGCCGCUAUAACGACCGUGCCCGAGAGCCGUGAGGUUCGCGGCCUCAAUCUCAUAGCUGCGCAUUCUCAUAUCCGAGGCCUUGGUGUGGACUUAGCAACUUUAGAGCCGCGAGGUUCCUCACAAGGCCUCAUUGGCCAACAGAAGGCACGAAAAGCAGCCGCUGUCAUUCUGCAGAUGGUAAAAGAAGGCAAGAUCGCAGGAAGGGCGGUUUUGAUUGCUGGUCCACCAAGCACGGGCAAAACCGCGCUCGCCAUGGCUAUGGCACAGUCCUUGGGUCCCGAUGUCCCCUUUACAAUGCUCGCUUCCUCAGAAAUCUUCUCCCUGGAAAUGUCGAAAACAGAAGCCUUGACACAGGCGUUCCGAAAGUCGAUAGGUGUGAGGAUAAAAGAAGAGAGCGAGAUCAUUGAGGGAGAGGUGGUAGAGAUACAGAUUGACAGGAGCGUGUCAGGGGGCAACAAGCAGGGCAAACUUACGAUCAAGACGACUGAUAUGGAAACAGUCUACGACAUGGGUACCAAGAUGAUUGAUUCAAUGACCAAGGAAAGAGUCAUGGCUGGCGAUGUGAUAUCAAUUGACAAAUCUUCCGGGAAGAUCACAAAACUAGGCAGAUCAUACACGAGAUCAAGGGACUACGAUGCCAUGGGUGCGGAUACCAAGUUCGUCCAGUGUCCAGAAGGAGAACUCCAGGUGCGAAAAGAGGUUGUGCAUACUGUGAGUCUGCAUGAGAUUGAUGUUAUCAACUCAAGGACCCAAGGUUUCCUGGCUUUAUUCUCUGGUGACACUGGCGAGAUCCGGAGCGAAGUGCGAGAUCAAAUAAACACCAAGGUCGGCGAGUGGAAAGAAGAGGGCAAGGCUGAUAUCAUUCCCGGCGUGCUAUUCAUCGACGAGGUCCACAUGUUGGAUAUUGAAUGUUACUCUUACAUCAACCGUGCGUUGGAGGCAGACCUAGCACCCAUUGUUAUCAUGGCAAGCAAUAGAGGCAAUACUCGCAUACGGGGGACGACAUACAACUCACCGCACGGCCUUCCUUUGGAUUUCCUGGACCGUGUCGUCAUUAUCACCACACAGUCAUACUCAGCUGACGAGAUUUCUCAAAUCCUUGCCAUCCGUGCUCAAGAAGAAGAGGUGGAUCUCUCCGCGGAUGCCUUGGCCCUUCUUACAAAGAUUGGACAAGAGUCGGGACUGAGGUAUGCAAGCAACAUCAUCACGACGUCCACCCUGCUCAGUCAGAAACGCAAAGCCAAGGAGGUUGGUGUUGAUGAUGUCCAACGGAGCUUUAAGCUAUUCUAUGACCCGGCGCGUUCCAUCAAACUCGUACAUGACUUUGAGAAGCAGUUUAUCAGCGACAAAGGAGAUGUGACUUUCGGUAUCAACGGCUCUAAUGGAACUGACGGCGAUCUCAUGGAUACUGCUUGAGCCACGAAAUUUGGAGCAGAAUCUAUUAGCACGCAGACCGUCCGCCGAGUCGCCAACAUGGGGCACAAUCGAGAUUCUUGAGGCCAUCAGCGGGCUUCUUUUGAGCCUCAUACUAUGCUGUACUAUUGGAUGCUGGGCCAUCCGGGAUGGUCACCACCCAUGACAAGGAUUUGCAGGCCCCACGGCUGGACCACCCA
Molecule: messenger RNA, 1737 nt
Organism: Exophiala viscosa
Lineage: Eukaryota; Fungi; Ascomycota; Eurotiomycetes; Chaetothyriales; Herpotrichiellaceae
Product: RuvB-like helicase 2
Exons: 2
Coding region: 119-1540 (473 amino acids)
Biological process (GO): regulation of transcription by RNA polymerase II; chromatin remodeling; box C/D snoRNP assembly
Cellular component (GO): Swr1 complex; Ino80 complex; NuA4 histone acetyltransferase complex
Molecular function (GO): ATP hydrolysis activity; DNA helicase activity; ATP binding
Source: RefSeq, a predicted model, not a curated record